AUCAUUUGUAAAAGUAUACGUCUCGAUGGUUGAGCUGUGAAUCGAGUGAUUAUUCUGAAAUUCAAGCAUAUAAUGAGAAUAGCGAAACUUUUGGGCCUACUAAAGAAGAAAACACUCAACAACAAAUCAAAAAGCGCAUAAAUUACACCCACGAAGAAUAUAUUCAAUCUUCAAUAAGAGAAUAUAAGGAAGAGUCAAGUGUUGAUCAGUUUUUGGAAAACGAGAGGGAAUUCUCUCAUCAACAUUCAAGCCCAAAACCUAGCAUCAGUUUUAAGGGAAGUAACGGAUACACCAAUAUUACACAUUAUAACGACGGCAUCCAGCAAGAGAAAAUUAUCGAUCAUAACUAUAAUACAGGAAUUUCUCAAGCAUAUCGUCCCAUCCAACUUGACAAGGUUGUUUUCUCAAAUUCCGUAGCAGGAGCAACCAGUAGUUUAGAAGCUGACGUAAAAAUGCCAAGUGGAAGUAUUGAUCAACCACUUAUAGAAGACAAUCAUGAUGGAACUGUUUCAAUAAGCUACGAUCCUCGAGAAGAAGGCCUCCAUGAAUUGGCUCUUAAAUAUAACGGCGAGCAUGUUCAAGGUUCACCAUUUAAGUUUCAUGUUGAUUCAAUUUCUUCCGGAUAUGUGACUGCCUACGGACCUGGUUUAACUCAUGGAGUAACAGGGGAACCAGCUAAUUUCACCAUUUCAACAAAAGGAGCAGGAGCAGGAGGUUUAUCCAUGGCAGUCGAAGGUCCAAGUAAAGCUGAAAUUAAUUAUAAAGACAACAAAGAUGGAACAGUUUCUGUUGGUUAUCUCCCAACAGCACCAGGGGAAUACAAAAUCUCAGUUCGUUUUGGUGAUAAAAAUAUCAAAGGAUCACCGUUCUUUGCUAAGAUCACUGGUGAAGGUCGAAAACGUAAUCAAAUAUCAGUUGGUUCUUGCUCUGAAGUCACUUUUCCUGGAAAGAUAUCUGAUGCUGAUCUUCGUUCGCUCAAUGCAUCGAUUCAAGCACCAUCAGGUUUAGAAGAGCCUUGCUUCUUAAAAAGAAUGCCAACUGGAAAUAUUGGCAUUUCGUUUACUCCAAGGGAAGAUGGAGAACAUAUUGUUUCUGUUAAGCGCUUAGGUAAACAUAUCAAUAACUCCCCAUUUAAAGUCAAAGUAUCUGAUCGUGAAGUCGGUGAUGCAAAAAAAGUGAAAGUCUCAGGAGGUGCCUUAAAGGAGGGACAAACUCAUGCUGAAAAUAUCUUCUCAGUAGACACGAGAAAUGCUGGAUAUGGUGGUCUUUCACUUUCUAUCGAAGGACCUAGUAAAGCAGAAAUUGUUUGUAACGACAAAGAAGAUGGAACCUUAAACAUUUCCUACAAACCAACUGAGCCUGGAUAUUACAUAAUCAAUUUAAAAUUCGCUGAUCAUCAUGUUGAAGGAUCACCUUUUACAAUCAAAGUUAGUGGUGAUGGAUCGAACCGAAAGCGUGAAAAGAUUCAAAGAACACGUGAGCCUGUUCCAGUUACUGAAGUUGGUAGUUUAUGUAAACUCUCAUUCAAAAUGCCUGGAAUUACUUCAUUUGAUUUAUCAGCUACUGUAACAUCACCUGGUAAUCGUGGUGUUACUGAAGAUUGUGAGGUUGUAGAAGUUGAAGAUGGUCUUUAUGUUUUGUCAUUUGUGCCUAAGGAACUUGGUAUACAUACAGUUUCAGUUCGCUACAAGGAAAUGCAUAUCCCUGGGUCUCCAUUUCAAUAUACUAUUGGACCUUUACGUGAUACUGGAGCUCAUCUCGUAAAAGCUGGUGGUCCUGGUUUGGAGCAUGGCGAACAGGGUAUACCCAAUGAAUUCAAUGUUUGGACACGUGAAGCUGGUGGUGGAACUUUGGCAAUAUCUGUUGAAGGGCCAAGUAAAGCUGAAAUUGAUUUCAAAGAUCGUAAAGAUGGUUCAUGUGAUGUUUCAUACACUGUUGAUGAGCCUGGCGAUUAUAGAGUCGGAAUGAAAUUUAACGACCGUCAUAUUCCUGAUUCUCCAUUCAAAGUUUAUAUUUCACCUGCUAUGGGAGAAGCUCAUAAAUUGGAAAUUGCACAAUUUCCUGAAGGUUCAGUUCAAGCUGAUAAGCCUGCUCAAUUUAUUGUACGUAAAAAUGGAGCUGUUGGAAAUUUAGACGCUAAAGUCGUUGCUCCUUCAAACACUGAAGAUGAUUGCUUUAUUCAAUUGAUCGAUACUGACAACUAUUCUGUUCGGUUCUAUCCCCGUGAAAAUGGCAUUCAUGCAAUUCAUACAAAAUUCAAUGGAGUUCAUAUACCUGGAUCUCCUUUCCGUAUUUUGGUCGGUAAGGACACUGCCGAUCCUGCAGCUGUGCAUGCAAAUGGAAAUGGAAUUCGUGAAGCAAAAACUGGACAGAAAACAGACUUCAUUAUUGACACUUGCAAUGCUGGUGCUGGAACACUCACUGUAACAAUGGACGGCCCUUCAAAGGUAUCUAUGGAUUGCACAGAAGUUGAAGAAGGCUACAAAGUACGAUAUACAACUUUUCUACCCGGUGAAUAUUACUGCACCAUUAAAUACAAUCAUAUGCACAUAGUAGGAUCACCGUUCAAAAUAAUUGCGGACGGCGAUAAGCUAGCCGAAGAAGGAGCACAGGAAACUACUACUGUGUCUGUUGAAACUGUUGCUAAGAUUAUGAAAGGUGGUAAAUGCAUCGGACCGGUAAUGCCAGUGUUUAAAUCUGAUGCAUCUAAAGUAGAAGUCAAGGGCAUGGGAUUGAAAAAAGCUUACAUGGGAAAACACAACCAAUUUGUCAUAUGUGCAGCUAAUGCAGGAAACAAUUUCUUGUACGUUGGCAUGUAUGGACCUAAAGGACCAUGUGAAGAAGUGUCUGUGAAGCAUAGUGGCAGAAAUCAAUUCAAUGUUAACUACUUGGUUCGUGAGCGUGGAGACUACAUUUUGAUUAUCAAGUGGGGUGAUGAUCAUGUUCCCGGUUCACCAUUUAAAAUUGAAGGAUAAUAAUAUUCUAUUCAAUUUCAUAUUUUUUAUAUUACAUUUAAAUGCAUAUAAUCGCUUCAUUAUGAAUUAAUAUUCGGAAUUGCUAUCUAUGAAAGUAAUGAAUAAAUAUAUCCUUAACUACCUAUACAUGAGAAUAAAAACAUUAAAAACGACAUUAUUAGUCAACAGAUAAAUAAAUUUUAUCCGAAAUAAAUUGAUGCCCUCUUUCAAAAAUGUAUAUCAAAUUGAGUAUUU
Molecule: messenger RNA, 3209 nt
Organism: Clunio marinus
Lineage: Eukaryota; Metazoa; Arthropoda; Insecta; Diptera; Chironomidae
Source: the annotation of a GenBank genome assembly